This is a messenger RNA of Helicoverpa zea (corn earworm), 3448 nucleotides long. It is a transcript of the gene Vti1a, whose product is annotated as vesicle transport through interaction with t-SNAREs homolog 1A. The record is from RefSeq and is a predicted model, not a curated record. NCBI's taxonomy places the organism in Eukaryota, Metazoa, Arthropoda, Insecta, Lepidoptera, Noctuidae. Gene Ontology annotation, biological process: intra-Golgi vesicle-mediated transport; macroautophagy; Golgi to vacuole transport. Bases 121 to 756 code for a protein of 211 amino acids. Gene Ontology annotation, cellular component: SNARE complex; late endosome membrane; ER to Golgi transport vesicle membrane. Gene Ontology annotation, molecular function: SNAP receptor activity; SNARE binding. The transcript has 5 exons.
UCAGUAAUGUCAAAUAGCUCUAUCCGUCACGUCAUGUUGUCGCUUUUACGAGCGUGUUACGUGUUUUAAUGAAAAAAUAAAUUUAUUGAUUAAUGUAGCAUUUAAUGGUUGGUUAUAAAAAUGGCUACAUUAAUUCAAUCAUACGAACAACAGUACUCAGUACUUACUGCAGACAUUACCGCUAAAAUAGGACGCCUAAAGUCGGGCACUGAAGACAAUCGUGACCAGUUAACACGAGAAAUUCAAGCAAAUUUUGAGGAAGCAAAUGAUUUGCUGGAACAAUUGGAGCUGGAGUCUCGAGGCGCGGGCGCGGGGUCGCGCGUGGCGGCCUACCGCGCCGAGCUUCAGCGCGUCAGAGAUGAAUACCGCUCUGUCGUCAACAGUGGGGGACAGCAAUACAACGCCGACAACGACGAAGUCUACGACGACUGGAGCGGCGCUCAGGAGCAGCAUCGCAAGCUGCUCGACAACACGGAGCGUCUAGAGCGAACAGGCCGAGCACUGACCGACGGCUACCGCGUGGUGCUGGAGACUGAACAGAUCGGCGCCGCCGUGCUGCAGGACCUCAAUCUACAGCGAGAGACAAUUCAGAGGUCUAGAGGCAGGCUCCGCGAAACAGACGAGCAACUGAACCGUUCCACCCGUCUGAUGAACACGAUGAUAAUGCGCGCCCUGCAGGACCGGUUCAUCCUCAUCAUGGUCUUCCUAGUCCUCGGCAUACUGCUGUGUGUCGGUGUCUACUUCUAUGUCACCUAGCCCUACACUCACUCCUGUAUCCAUGUGGCGAGACAAUUGUGCGUUGUUACUGAUGCUAUACGCGAUUUGUAGGUUUUCGUCAAACUUUUUGGCGGCUCACAUAUAAUUUUGCGAGCACGUGUGAGUCACUUUAGUCACGUACGCCAUCUACUGAAUUCUAAAAGCGGCGGUCAAAAAGUUUGGUGAGAACUUGAACUUAAAAUGUAUGUAAUUGUAAUUGUUGAAGGUUAAAUGUUGUAUAUAAUCAUCAUUAUUGUAGUAGAGCGUUUUAUGUACUCUGGGUUGUAUUUGACUGUAUACAAUGUGAUUGUCUACCAUCAUUGACAAUUUUCCAAGUGCUGGUAUUUCGAUUUUUGCUGCAUUUUAUUUGAAAAUAAAGAGUAGGUAUGUUGAUUUUUGUAUCACAAUAUGUAUCAAAAUAACAAAUGAUAUAAAAACUAAGAAUAAUUAUUUGACUAUGAAAUAAUUUAUUAAUGGCCUACCUAUUUGGCUGUUAAAAGUCACGACUUUUAUGUAAUGAAAUCAUCAAUCAAGUGUAACUCCAAGUAGAUUAUAAUGAACUAAAGUAUAUUUCCAUUCAUCACAAAAAUAUCAAUUGAUUAGGUCACAAUAAUCUCAAAUCAUGCUACUACUAUUUUAUUAACAGCUAUACUUAAAAUCAUAAUACAUUUAGAACUACAGUUUACUAUAUUAAAAUAGCAAUAAUGUUUCACAUAAACUCUUUUGCAAAAAAAGCAGGCACCUAUGCGAAAUCUUGGUUUUAAGGACUUUACAUGCAUUUGAAAGGGUUUUAAUAACUGUAGGAUGUUACUAGCAUCAGAAGAGUUAUCCAGGCAUGCGUGAGAGUAUAUUCAAAAUUUGAAUUUUGGAGAAAUGCUAAGAAACUGGUUAAACCUUGCUUGGAACUAAUUCUUGGUAGAAAGUUCGGCGGCGUUUUGAAAAGUUUUUGACGUGAUUUUCAGAAAACUGAUAUGCAGUUUUAAUUUAUAAUUAAUGGACCUUUCUUGUACAUCAAAACAUUUUUUAAGAACUAUGCGUCUUUGAUAAAAUUGUCACCUGCUUUAAAUGGUCUACAAUGAUGGUUAAUGGCAAUGUUAAGAGUUUCGGUAUUUUGGUGUAUAGCGUUUUAUUGUUUAGAUAUUGUUCUCACGUGGUUUAAAAUAUCCCUUUCUCAUAAAUAAAUACAAUUUAGAGGAGUCUCAGUACUUUGGGCUGCGACAAAACCAAUUUAAAGUUAGCAGUGCCAAUCACAACUCAUCUCCUAUCAUACUUUGACAUUUUGAAAAAUCUUGAAAUUCUACAAAAUACAGAAAAUAACGGAUAGACUGUAAGCAUUAGGUCUUAAGGUCUCGUAAUCACUGAUUUUUAAACAACCUCGCCUCUGGGGAAACCCCGUAGACCUCUGAAGAUCUAUGAGUCUGAGCGUUCAAAUAACGUGUUUUCAUCAAACGGACAUUUCGUUAAAUAAACUUGCUUGCGCCGAGGUUUUCCUGUAUCUACAGAACUUUCCUGCUUAAAUCAUUAACAAUAAUUGGCUACCUGCUAAUUUCUUAAGAAACAUCUCCAUCUCCAUCCAUCUCCUCUAAAUUGUGUUUAUUUAUGAGAAAGGGAUAUUUUAAACCGCGUGAGAACAAUAUCUAAACAAUAGAACGCUUUACACAAAAAUAUCGCAACCCUUACCAUUACCAUUAACCAUCAUUAUAGACCAUUUAGAGCAGGUGAAAAUUUUAUCAAAGACGCAUAGUUCUUAAAAAAUGUUUUGAUGUACAAGAAAGGUCCAUUAAUUAUAAAUUAAAACUGCAUUAUCAGUUUUCUGAAAAUCACGUCAAAAACUUUUCAAAACACCGACGAACUUUCUACCAGGAAUUAGUCCCGAGCAAGGUUUAACCAGUUUCUUAGCAUUUCUCCAAAAUUCAAAUUUAGAAUAUACUCUCACGCAUGCCUGGAUAACUCUUUUGAUGCUAGUAACAUCCUACCGUUAUUAAAACCCUUUCAAAUGCAUGUAAAGUCCUUAAAACCAAGAUUUUGCAUAGGUGCCCGCUUUCUUUGCAAAAGAGUGUAUAUUUGUGGGUUGCACCAUUUAACUAUAAUGAUAUCCAAGCUAUUUCAAGUUGUCAAAUCUCCUCCUUUCACAAUGCGGUUCUGGUUUGGUUAAUGCUACAGUUAAAUUGCGCAACUCACCCAUAAUUGCUGUGAGCUAGGAAAAGGCUUGUUAUUUUUCCUACAGAUAGUCAUUAAUCCCUAAUUAGUUCGUAAACUAUAUCUAAAAGCUUUAGCUAUUACCUAUCGUGGUUGUCUCGAGCAUUUAACACAUUCCCGCAUGUCUAGUUAUAAGGGUCCCUCUUAAUAUUUAUCUUUAUCAUAACACUGUAUUAUAAAAGUAUAUAGCUUGAGAGAGAGAUAAUAUUAUAUUACAGAAAAAGUUAUAAAAAUUAUUCAAUCUAUAUUAAUAUUUACAAAAGAUACACAUACUAUAUCACAGCUUAUGCCAUUCCUCACACACACCAAUUUUCAAACUAAAAUCAUGAUAACGUUCGCCUCUACGAUUCUCAAAAAGACAUUAUUUGUGAAUAAUCAUGUAAAUGAGACUGUUAAUAGUAAAUAAAUGUAGAUAGACAAAUAUUUAUUGUAAUCGUAAGUAUAUCUUGAUGCAGUGACGUUUGAAAUGUAUUAAAUGUUUUCAUGAAACUCG